This is a messenger RNA of Leptopilina boulardi, 10264 nucleotides long. It is a transcript of the gene sick, whose product is annotated as protein sickie. Gene Ontology annotation, molecular function: ATP hydrolysis activity; protein binding. The coding region runs from base 1412 to 8146 and encodes 2244 amino acids. Gene Ontology annotation, biological process: neurogenesis; nervous system development. The record is from RefSeq and is a predicted model, not a curated record. Lineage: Eukaryota; Metazoa; Arthropoda; Insecta; Hymenoptera; Figitidae. The transcript is spliced from 23 exons.
GCGUCGAGUCGUUGAGACGCCUCACUCAGCGUUUAUAAAGCUGGUGAUCACAUCGUCGCGUGUCAAGCUCCAUUUGACAUGGCCUACACAAAUCAACGUGUCUUAAUCACGAACAAGUGUCGCGAGAACAAAAUCAAAAUUCCCAUCUGGAACCCUCGAUCAUCUUCAGUCACGAUUGUUAAUACUAAUAAUUGAAAGAUUGAAGGAUCAUUUAACAAUCUUCUGCCGUGAGAUCUUUUGCUUGCAAACGUUGACACUCAAUGAAAUUAACUUAAUUUUAUCUCUGUCAACAAAAUAAUAUCUUUGUGUUUAAAAACAUUCGGAUCUUCUAUUAUUGUGAUUAAAAAAUCAAUUAAGAAAUCAGAAAAAUGUCUACAGAAUAUUUUAUUAAAAAAUUAAGAAUGUGUCACAUUGAUUAUAAUUUUUUAUUUGAUCAAAGUGCCUUAAAUUUUCAAUGUAUUUACAUUAUUCAAUGAGGGGAAAAUUUAACUAUUAUUGUUAUUACUUGUUGAGAGUUAAAUUUUUAUAUUCCUAUUAGAGUUUAUUUGUACCAGAUGACAAUCAAUUCGACAAAUAUACUUUGGCAGAUAAUAAUUUUUAUAUACAUAAGAAGACAGAAAGGAUUCUUGAUAUCAGCAGAAAAGGAAUUCAUUUCAAAAUUGAGAGUUGCAAUCGGCAAAUUUAAUUCCAAUCAUAUUUCUAUUGAACGUAGGAUUCUUAUAAAUUUUAACUUGAAGGAUUUUUGUUGAUGUGGAAUAUUUAUGAGAACAUAUGUUUUUUGCUGAAGUUUUAAAAGAAAUUGUAAAACUACCAAGAAUAAGGAAUAAAUCUAAUUUAUUCCAUUGUGCUUCUUACCUUUGGAAACGAAAAUCAAAUAUGAAAUUCCUUCAAUUGAUUGAUAUAUAUACAUAUAUAACAUAUAGAAAAUUGUAAAGGGAAUUUUUUAAUAUGUCUUUUUUUAAUGCUUUUCUGAAUAUGAAAAUUCUUUUCAAAAAUACAGUUAAUUGAACCAGAAGAGUCAACAAGAAAGAUGAUAGAAAAUUAAAAUUUAUAGAUGAAUUGUUAAGUGAAAAGAAAGUUUCCUUAAAACACACUUGGUGCGCCCUUCGUGUGGCACGCGAACCUCUUAUUGUGGUUAUGAUAAAAUCAGUCUUACGUCCCUUGUUUAUGUUAUCAUCCAUAGACAAGUCGUGAUCAAGUGACGAACGAGUUUCAUUCUGAAAUAAAGACAACUUCCUUAAUCACAACUUCUUUUAAAAAAAGAUGCUGACGAUUAAUUAUUAUUGAAAUAAAAAGUAAGCAUGAAAAGUUAAGUUUACUAAGCGUAAGCAGUGAUAAGAGGAGUUAUUUCCGCGGAUGAAAUUUGUGUUGAUUGUUUCUCUAUUCCACGUGGACAUCUUUAGUCGAAACCAUGGCCUGCAUCAAAGCUCCAAGAUCGAUAAGAGGCUCCUGCGAUGAUAUGAAGACCGAUUCCACUCGUAAUAUUAUUCAGAUCUACACCGAUUGGGCCAAUCAUUAUCUAGAACGAGGCGGCUGCAAGAGGCGAGUUACAGACAUCCAGGCUGAUCUCUGCGACGGAGUUCUUCUUGCCGACCUUAUCGAGGCCGUCACCAAUCAGAAAGUGAUUGAGGUCAAUCGAAAACCGAAGAGUGCCCAGCAAAUGGUUGAAAACGUGAGUCUGUGCUUGGGUGCCCUGCGGGCACUUGGUGCCGAUGUUGGGGCUGUGAAUCCUGGCGAAUUAACAGCAGGAUCAACUCUUCGACCCGUCCUCGCCCUUCUCUUUGCCCUCUCGAGGCACAAGCAGAGAGCAAAACAGCUUCAGGAUAUGCCUCGACUACCUUCACCCUACAACAAGCAGGCGACAGUCGUUGCUGCGGGAAGUACUCCGGGGGGUACGAGCAUCCCCCUACCUGCAACUGUCGCGGCGACAAGAAGAUGCCCUCCGGACAAAGUCAGACCAGCACCAUGCUCUGGCCAUCAAACACAGAUGGGAGGCUUGAAGCACGGGAACGGGGGUAUUGGCAGUGCCAGCAGCUCGAGAAGUACAAGUCCAAGUCAACAGCAACCACCACAAAGCGGUCUUUCCUUUAUUCCACAGCCAAGAAGUCAAAACUCCACCAACAGACAACCUGCAGCCACUACCCCGAGCCCCCGGACAUCAACAGUGGGUCGCCCAAUUGGUUUGCGAGCCCCGCAAAACUCACCGUAUACAACUCCAUCACCUCCGGUUCAACAUAAUAAAAAUUCAGUUCUCGACAAAUUCAAACUCUUCAAUAACAAGGACAAAAACCAAGAUCGCUCGAAACAAACGUCUUCCGGUGUCUCAAAACGAACCUCCAGCUCAUCCGGAUUCUCAUCGGCUCGCUCGGAGCAUUCCGACAGUUCAACGUCACUCUGCGACCAAAGUAAACCUCAGUUGGAAGUGCCGAAAGCGAAAGCCCUCAAAUCAAAACUUCAGGCGAAACCUUCGAAACAAGUGAGUCCAAAAUCGGCCCGAAAGGAGCAGGCCAAGGCACAAACAAAAAUCGCCAGAACGAAAGGAUCAGAGAAAUUUGUUUACAAUCCUUCAGCCGACGAUGUUAAAACGAACAGUAAAAUCGGCAAUAUCGGAGUAAAACUCAGUGGCGAAAAAAGGGUCUCUAUCGAUCUUUUGAAACAACCGUCACUUAUUCAGAAAACUUGUCUUCCACCGCCAAAGACUCUUCCACCUCAGGAAAGCAAGUGUCAGCCUGCCGCGAAAAUUGAACCAAAAUCAAUUCAGAAACCGAAAAUGGAAUUUUCCGCCAAGAUUUCUGAUCCCAAGAUACAUCUCAAGUCUCCAAUCAAUGGAAUAAAUAAGGACAUUCUCAUGCAAAAGGAUCUAGUUUCUAAUUCAGACGUUAUCGAUCGAGACCUGAAAGAGAAGGCGAUGAAUCAGACAAAUCAAAGUUUGUCCGAGGAGAAAGCCAUAGAGAUGACAAAAGACAAGCCGAUUUCCAUCCAAAGUUUCGACUCAAAAACUAACGAUCUGAUAAUAGAGAAGAACGAAUUGAAUGAUUCAAUGGAAAAUAAAAGUAAUUCCGAAUACAAAGCGAUCAAUUCAGAUGAGAUGCCUGUUCAAAUUCCUAAUAGUCCUUUGAAUAAACACGUUCUAAACAGCCCUCCAAGUUCGAACCUCGCACCGGGAAUUAGUCCAGGAUCGAGCAUUCCAAAACCCACGGCUUUAGUAAAAGGAACCUCGAAACCGCCGAAGGAGAAUAAUGUGCCGAACAUUCCGACACCAACGAAACACAAAAGCGAUACGCUACACCGGAAACUCGAUCCAAAUACGGUAGCGAUGGUCUCGCCAAUGCCCAGCAUCUCCGAUCUUAUGUCGGAAAGUUCGCACAGUAAUUCUAAUAGUACUGGACAAAGCAAUUCGAGCGACAGCAGCGUCAUUUACAGACCGAGCAGCGAGAGUGGAAGCGAGAUUAAAACCAUUCCCAACAGGAAGAUCGACACGACCUUUGAGCAAAUGGAGAAGGUAUUAUCAGAGAGUUCGACCUGCGGCGGUUCGAUCGCAGACGACGAGGCGGAGAUGACCGUGAAACCAAUGCAACCUCUUCUUCGAGGAUACACGCCGGGUUCCCGAGGUCUGCAGACCCUGCCGAGCAGAACAACCACUCGACAAUAUACAAUUCUGCAUUCCACGUCACAUCAUCACGUUGGACACGACUACGCGGACAUUGACAUCGCCUCAGGUUACCUCAGCGACGGAGAAGUUCUUCGUAGUGGAAUGAACGUUGCCAGCAGGACUCUCUCCGAUUUAUGCGAUGGUUACAUGUCCGAGAGCGGCGCCUCUCUCUAUGCCCGCCGGAUAAAUUCGUCGUAUGGACACGAUCACGAGAGAUUCGUGAGUGGCUCGAGGAGAGAAUUAACAGGAGUAAAGGAAAUUGUUACCUCGAGGAGAGUUCAAAAGAGGCCAACUGCAGGAAUUAGAUCUGAUGAAGGAUCUGGGCACCAGAGUGGUUUACUAGGAAGUUGCAGUGGAGGAAGUGACGCCCUGGCGGAGCUCACUAUCGAGGACCUGGCCUCUAUCCCAGCCAGCAACCAUACCGCCGCUAAUCACACUGGACACCCCUCUCACCACAAGAGGGUGCCAGGAGGUGGUAGCGUGGUCGUGGGGGGUGGCAGUGGCUUGGCCACCCCCCAAGGGGUACAACAGGGUAACAACCUUGUCUACCGGGUGGUAAGUUCGAGGCACCCUGGUAGUAGUCAUCAUUCCCACGUCAAAAAGUCAGAUAGUUCUCAGCAAACUGAAAACUCUGCUUUCAAACAGCAACAGCAACAGCAGCAGCAACAACAACAGCAACAGCAAAAUAAUUCCAACAGUAUUUCCAACAGUCAACAAUGGAAAAAGUAUAUCGAGGCAGGUGCAGCCAGAGACAGAGACAAGGAGGGUGCUCCCCCAAGUCCUAGUCUCUCCAGGCGAUCACAAGAAAAACAUCGAAAACAGACAAUGGCCGAAUACGCGAAUGGAGAAAAACCUCAAAAAGUGUCAUCAGGAACUUCAACCGGAAGUAGCAAAGUACGAGGAGUCCCUCAAAGUUUUGGUUACGUAAAAAGACACAGUGCGGGUACGAGUCCGAGUCCAAAUGGAGUUCAAAAUGGUUCAAAAGACACCACACGAACAGCACAAGUCAGCGCGGUACCAAGGACAAAGGUAAAAGUAUCUGGUGGCACGCAAACCUGCACAACCGAAUUACAGGCUAAUUCUACGAGUUCAAGUCAAGGCCAUCACUACAAAAGCUACAGCCUCACUGGAGCAAGUGCUAGUCAGCUCUCACAAUCUGUCCGCGAUCGACUAAUGUUGGGUUCACAAAGUCUUCCGAAACCCGGAAGUCCGGAGUUUACAGCUUUCUUUGCGGCAGCUCAUCAUCGAGAACGGGGCAACGGUGGCGGGCCAACGUCGUCGUCAUUCUCACCGCGUGUUCUCAAGCCAUCGGAUGGAAGUCUCAGCGACACAUGCAGCACUUACGCGGCACCAGACCUCCAAGGCUACUACGGAAGCCCAAGCAGUCCUUAUGCGACUUCCUGGAUGAGGCACAGCAACACCUAUACACCGAGUGGUCGAUCUCAAGGAAUGGGACUAUGCGAAGCUGACAGCGUCGAAUCAUUAGGAUCUCAUAGAGCAAGUUUAACACACGCUCGACUUUUGAUGCACCAAAGAGACUCGACGGGAUCUCCAGCUCCACCACGACUCAAUAGGAGUAAUUCCAUCAGAUCGACAAAGAGCGAGAAAAUGUAUCCUUCAAUGUUAGCUCGAGGAAGUGGAACAUCAUCUUCUGUGGGUGAGGAAGUGGGCAUUGGAAUGGGUGUCAGUGUGGAGCCUUAUUAUAGCGUUCCCGUCGGCACUGCUGGGUGUCCAGGUCAACAUUGGUCCCAACCGACAUCCCCGACACCGGCUCACGCUUCCAGACAACCUCCAAAUCUUUAUCAACAUGUUCAUAAAGAUGACGAAAUUCACGGAUCUUCAGUUUCGUUGGUAUCAACCGCAAGCAGCCUCUACAGUUCAGCUGAGGAAAAACAAGCGCACGAAUUGAGGAAACUGCGUCGUGAAUUGCUGGAUGCCCAGGAAAAAGUUCAUUCACUGACAAGCCAACUCUCAACGAAUGCUCAUGUUGUAUCUGCUUUUGAACAAUCUUUGUCCAACAUGACUCAAAGGCUACAACAACUCACAGCGACUGCUGAGAAAAAAGAUACGGAAUUGCACGAAUUGAGGGAAACAAUCGAAAGGCUUAGAAAGCAGAGUGCUGAGGCUACUUUGAAUAACAAUCUUCGAAGACAUACUCUGGGUGAUUCUGAUUCUGGAACAACCGGAUGCACCGGAAACAGCAAUCAUCAAGGAUCGUCAAUCGCGAGACAAUUGUCAGCAGACAGUGUCACAUCUCUAAACUCUUUGAGCAGCGCUUGUUCUAUCAGCAGUCACCACAAGAAGAAAGGCUGGCUUCGAAGUUCCUUCUCCAAGGCUUUCUCUAGUAGAACUCGUAAACAUCGACAAGGUUCAAUCUCUGACGCUGAGGAUUGCAAGGAGGGCGUUGGAGAUUUGAGUGUACCAAAUAGUCCGCGACUUCCAAUGGCCACAAAACACGAGAAAGUCCAAGAUCAAAAUCAAACUCCAAGAAGCAAUGGUCAAAAAUCUCCCGAGAGUGAUAACGCUAUAACAGGAAGCAAGAGCAGUUCCGCUCUUUAUAAACAGGAAGACGAGGACGACGACGAUGUUGAUGAGUUAAAAAAACAGCUGCGAGAAAAAGACAUGGUUCUGACUGACAUUAGACUCGAGGCACUUUCAUCCGCGCAUCAACUUGAAUCCCUCAAGGACACUGUCAUCAAAAUGAGGAACGAGAUGCUAAAUCUGAAGCAGAACAACGAGCGCUUGCAGCGACUGGUGACCUCGAAAUCUUUGACUUCGUCGCAAUCUUCGUUGCCGAGCGACCCGGAACGACGCUUCAGCAUGACUGAAGUUGCUUCUACUGUUGCAGCAUUAUCGAACGGUGACCACGGUUCGACAUCAAAUCAAUUGGAAGAUUUAAAUAUCCCUGAACAACCCGUGGUACCAUCAGCCACAUCCACAACCACCGAGCCAGCGAUCGAGCAAGAUACCGAUGGAAAGAGAAUUAACGUCGUAGUUUAUUUAGGCAGUGAGAAAAGUUUCAAUUUUAAUCUUUCAAAUUCGACGGAAGGCAAUGCCAGCGAUCCACCUCACUGUAUCAUCGCUAGCGUUUGUAUUUCCAACAAAACAACAUGGGAUAGUCUCGAUACAACUGUCAGACGAUGUUUUAAGGAUUAUGUCUCGAGAGUCGAUCCUGUUACAAAUCUUGGACUUGGUGUUGAAUGUAUUGCUGCUUAUCAUCUAGGCGAAGCCUCAAGAUGCAUCACUGAAUCUCAACAUCCGGAACUAUUACCCUGUGGAUAUAUGGUCGGACACGUGAAAUCAAUUUACUUGGUUCUCUCGGGAUACUCGUGGCUCGCAGUAGAUACAUUAAUUCCGAGAUCAAUAGUUCAAAGGCAAGUGAAUCAUCUCAUGGAACAUCGACGAGUAAUUCUGUGCGGUCCAAGUGGCACGGGAAAGAGUUAUUUGGCCGGAAAACUCGCUCACGCUCUCGUGGACGCCGAUACGGAAAAUAAGGACGCGGCCGCAGUGGCUACUUAUAAUGUAGAUCAUAAAUCUAGCAAAGAACUUAGACAAUAUUUAACUCACAUUGCUGAGAGAUGCGAUUCCAAUGCUGCCGACGAACUGCCUCGCGUUAUUAUUCUUGAAAAUCUUCAACAUGCUGCCUCACUUAGCGAAUUAUUUAGCGGCCUUCUCGGCACUCGACAUUCUACGUGUCCCGCGAUUAUAGGUACCAUGAGUCAAACCACCUGCAGCACUACGAAUCUUCAGCUUCAUCAUAAUUUCCGGUGGGUCCUGUGUGCCAAUCAUAUGGAACCAGUAAAAGGUUUUCUAGGGAGAUAUUUAAGACGGAAAUUACUGGAACAUGAAUUACGUGAAACCGGAGGAGCUAGAAAUGCAGAAAUGGUGGCCGUCGUUGAGUGGUUACCAAGAGUUUGGCUUCAUCUUAACAAGUUCUUGGAGACUCACAGUAGUUCCGAUGUGACUAUAGGUCCACGACUCUUCCUCUCUUGUCCGAUGGAAGUUUCCGGAUCUCAAGUUUGGUUUACAGACUUGUGGAAUUAUUCUGUGAUCCCGUACCUGGUGGAGGCUGUUAGAGAAGGUCUGGCACUUUAUGGACGAAGAACAAGUGGAAGCGGAAAUGGCGAUUCAGUUUGGGAAGAUCCAGCACAAUUUAUUAUCACAAGUUAUCCAUGGAUUUCAACUCAUGCCGUUCACGGCGGAAGUGACGCUCUUUUACGACUUAGGCCCGAAGAUGUUGGCUACGACGUUGUUACUUCUGGUCAUUCAUCGGGAGUCGGAGCUUCUAGUGUAAAAAGUCUCGGUAGCACUCACAGCGACACAGAUGGAGAUCCUUUGUUAAAUAUGCUAUUGAGACUUCAAGAGGCGGCCAAUUUUUCAAGUCCUCUUAGCAACGAUAGCGAUUCAAAUUCGAUGGAUUCUUCUCAUACUAGGCACUCAGAGGAUUUAAGUUCCUCGACUUCGUCUUCGAGAGGUGUCGAGUCCGCUCUUUAGGAGAUGUCAAUGAUCGUAAGACGACAAUAGACGUAGGAAAUAUAUUUGCAGUUUUGUCAAAUUUUCAACUCAUUGAUAUUGAGUAGGAUAACAAAAUAUAGAAGAAUCAAUUUACAUCGAGUGAAAUAUUCUUAUUAAUGAAAAGAAAACAAAUACAUAAAAAGAAACUUGGAGAAAAUUAGAAGCAUGCUAGAAGACAACGCUUUUUCAAGCAACAAUUAUUUUUUGUACAUAAGCCAGGAAACCGUAUGUUUCAGAUAUUUCUUAGAAAUCGUGCGAAUUUCAAGAAAAGAAAGCAAAGUUCGUUAACGAAUUUCGAAAUAAAGAAAGCAAUAAUUUUUUCACGCAAGUUAAUUUUUAAAAGGCCUAUUGCAUUUUUACAGGCUCUAAAUGGUAUAGAAAACAAUUUUUCAAUGAAACAAUUUUCAUUGCUCGAAACAAACAUGUUCGUAAACGUUUCAAACAGUUUGAAAGCGUUUUAUUUUUGCACGUUCGGAAACGGUACUAACAAUUUAAAAUUUUUCCCAAACUUCGAAAACGUUUUUAACAGUUUGAAACAAUUUUAUAAAUUUUGAAACGAAAAAUUGAGACACCGAAAGUCCUAAAUAGAACAUAUUUUCUAAGUUCGAACAUGUUUUAAACAGUUUGGUGGAAUUCAGAACAAUUUUACAAGUUUGUGAACAUUUUGAAAAAUUCAAAACGCUUUAACGAAUUUGUACAUCUAAUAGUUCGAAAUAAUUUUUGUAAAUUCAAAUAUGUUUCAAACAUCAGUCGAAAAACGUUUCUAAUAAUUUAAAAACUAUUUUCUUAGAGAUUCUAGGAACUGUUUUAAAAUAUUGCAAGAUUUUCAAGUUUAAACUUUCAAGAACAGAUCUAAAAUAAUUUUUAAGGUUUGAAAACGUUUUUAAAAAGUUUGAAAAUAUUUUUGUGGAAUGUUUCCACAAAAUUUUUGACAGGUCCUAAAGCAUUUUGUUUUAAAUAAACAAUUCUAUGAGAAUUUUAUAAUUAUAAGCGAGCCUAAUAAGUGAAACCAUUGCCUAUCAUGCGAACGUAGACAUAAUUAUCAAUAAAAAUUAACAAUAAGACACAAUGCUGCUGUGACAGAAAAAAUGAUUGUAUUUUUUAAAAACUCAUUUUUUACUUUUGAGCCUCAAUGACGCAACGCAGUGCAAAUCUGUUUUUUUUUUAAAGAAACUCUUGACGAAAGACACAGUAUUAGAGGACGGAAAGAGAAAUGCUGCGAAACUUCUCGUCCAUAUUUGACCAAUAGCCGCGAAGCUCGGUAUUGCUCAGCGAAAUGAAAGAAAAUCUCGAGUCAAAAAUUUUUUCAAUUUUCUAGUUCUUUAUUUUUUUUUCUCUCGCAGAGGAUAAAACAAAGCCAUUCACAAAAUGCUGAGGAAAAUAAUUGAAAAAAUUGGAGAAAUUUUUUUGUACACUCGAGAAAAGAAGCUCUGCAAAUGUGCGUGCAAAAUAUAGUCUAUUUAUACAUGUAAUAAUUUACUAAGAAAACUUUAUUUAAUGAACAAAAAAAUGUUAAUAUAAUAUUAAUAUAUUAUAUGUAUACAAAACACGGCGCUGAAUUUUUAUAUGUAAAUGUAUGUGAGCAAGUAAAAUUUAUAUGAUUAGUCAUUAAGACAUGUGAGUAAAUCUGGUCAUAAUUGAUAUUGUAAAUAUAUAAUAGAGGGAAAAUUCAGGCGCCGAACGCAAUUAUGUAUAACUUGAGGAGAGAGAGAGAGAGAAAGCGAGAGGGAAAAUUAGUUGACACGAGUAAACAAGUCGGCAAAGAAGUUUUUUCAGUGAGAUUGCAAUUGGGGAGAUUGUGCGCCUUUCAAUUAAAAACAAAAAAGAAAAAACGGAAAAAGAAUUUUGCAAGUACGGGUAAGAUUAUACAUAUUGUAAAAUGUAGUAGAUUCGAUUAAAUUCGAACGCUUUGAUAAACCAAAGCACGAUUGAAAAAUGGUAUAUUUCGAAAAAAAGAGAUCGUGCUCGUAAUAACAAUUAUUCAGACGCAUUUACAGGUUUUUUACGUUUGUAUCGUAUUUAUACACUUUGGCGCCGCACCCAAAACUCUAUCCAAAUAUUAUUACUGUGUCAUCAAAUAAAAAUCAUUGACCUAUA